CUGCCUCAACCCUUUUCUCCGACACAGCGAAUAGUGUUGGUUCGGAACACGGCAUUCACAACGUGAGCUACGCUUUCUGACUAGCUCAAAAUGACUCAAACUGUUCGUGCAGCUGGGCAUCCUACGUAUACUAUUGUUACACUGGCCAAAUUUCUUUCCACCCUCUGAAGUCCAAAGAUCCGCUCAGCCGGCGCAACAACACAACUCAAACUUUACGCUGUUCUCCCAAGUCGAUGUACCGACUCGCCUCCAAGCUCAAGAAUGCACGUUUGGAAGCUCUGGCGUACCAGGCAAUUAAAUCUGAUUUAUCCUCGAAAAAUAUCUUGGAUGAGGCGUUCUCAUGGUUUACAGCCCAGCACAUUGAUAUCCAAAAAAUGGAACUAAGACUCCUGUUAGAGUUCCGCAACACACCCGAAGUAUCAAGUCGUCUGGAUCAGAUCCUUGAAAGUGUUUCCCGAGGAGAAAGGCCUUAUGCACAUGUUAUGCUUCGUGGCUUUUUAAUGUGUUUGACACGGCGGGGGACAGGUGGUACGAAGUGAAGUCGCAGCAGUUAUUUUGUCAGUUGUACUUGUAAGUCAUGUUGUCCCAAUGUUGUCCUUGUGUUGUUAUCUUGUCUUCCACCUCAUCGUACGUCACGGUGUUGUAUCAUUACUUGUAACUUGCCAUCAUGUGUGUACAAGGUUUACCGACUGUCAAUCUACUGUAAAAUUCACUACUGCAAAGUUACGGCUUAA
Messenger RNA from Suillus fuscotomentosus, 734 nucleotides. RefSeq lists its product as uncharacterized. The record is from RefSeq and is a predicted model, not a curated record. The transcript is spliced from 3 exons. The coding region runs from base 234 to 539 and encodes 101 amino acids. Lineage: Eukaryota; Fungi; Basidiomycota; Agaricomycetes; Boletales; Suillaceae.